AUAGUGACUCCCCUUUAAAAGAUGUGGGAUGCGACGUGUGUCAUCCGGCCCUGUCCCCUCUGGAGGAGGAGAGUCUAGAUAGACGUAUAGAUUGGCCAAAUAAAUAAACAAACGACAGGGGGAGAAAAAGGAAAUUCCUUUCUGCCUUUUCCUCUUCCCGAGCAUCUUGCUCUGCGCAGUGUUGGCGACACCACCGGGGAGCGGUGCGCAUAUCCCUUCGAUCUGAGAAGAGGACCACAGCAUCUGAAGCGGCAUUACUGAGCCAAAACGGACAAAUCUAAGAGGAUAGAAAAACCACAAUCGGACAACCAAGGAGGGCAUUGUGGGUUGUCUUAUUUUGAAAACCCUUUGAUGCACUGACUCGGGAGGAGACAGCCAAACCCUAUGCCCCCUCCAAACGGGAUAUUUGACCGACCUAUGGAGUGUUGAUUUACGUUCUGUCAUUUUCCGAGAAUAUUUUUUGGACACUCUUGUAACACAUUUGUCAUUGGCCUAUUUCUUUUUAAACAAAUUGCUGCGGGCUGAGAAAAUAGCUUUCGUUGCCAGUUUAGUGUUACAUAACCGAGUGGCAUUAGCUGUCCAAGGUGCUGAACUGAACGAAGCCGAUACCGGGACGAGCCGAGGGGAAUUCACAACCUUGCAAGGUCACAGGCCUAUCAUUCGGGGAAGAGGAAAGCCGGGGUUUCCGCCAACUCAACCACCGGGAAUCAGCCGGUCUAUAUUCACACAUUUUUUCAUCAUCCCGUGGUGAAAUACAUUCCUGAGGUGGUCGAUUCAACGGAGAGAAAAUGUCGGGGCAAACGCUCACGGAUCGCAUCGCCGCUGCGCAACACCAGCUAACGGGAUCAGAUAUGGCCCGGGCUGUCUGCAAAGCCACCACUCAUGAAGUGAUGGCGCCCAAGAAAAAGCACCUGGAGUACCUGGUGUCAGCCACCAACACCACCAACGUGAACAUUCCUCAGAUGGCUGACACGCUGUUUGAGCGAGCCACCAAUGCCAGCUGGGUGGUCGUCUUCAAGGCCCUUGUCACCAGUCAUCACAUGUGUGUCCACGGCAACGAGAGGUUCAUUCAGUACUUGGCUUCCAGGACCUCCCUUUUCAACCUCAGCAAUUUUAUCGACAAAACCGGCUCUCACGGAUAUGACAUGUCUACAUUCAUCAGACGGUAUGGACGAUACCUGAACGAGAAAGCCUUCGCCUACCGCCAGAUGGCUUUUGAUUUCACCAGAGUGAAGAAGGGUGCUGAGGGUGUGAUGAGGACCAUGACCACUGAGAAGCUGUUGAAAGGCAUGCCUGUUCUGCAGACUCAGAUUGACACACUCCUGGAGUUCGAUGUUCAUCCCAAGGAGCUGAACAAUGGGAUCAUCAAUGCUGCAUUCCUGCUUCUCUUCAAGGACCUGGUCAAACUGUUCGCAUCCUACAAUGACGGAGUCAUCAACCUAUUAGAGAAAUACUUCAAGAUGAAGAAGAGCGACUGUAAGGAGGCCUUGGAGAUCUACAAGAGGUUCCUGACCAGGGUGACAAAGAUUGGGGAAUUCAUGAAGCUGGCUGAGACAGUUGGAGUUGAGAAAAACGACAUUCCUGACAUCAACUACGCUCCCAGCAGUAUCCUGGAGAGUCUGGAAACGCACAUGAAUGGUCUGGAGGAUGUGAAGGGUGGAAAGAAGGGGGAAGGGUCGCCAACAAAGGGGUCUCCGACAAACAACGUGUCUCCAACAUCGACUCCGGCCAAAUCUUCAAACGCUGUUCCCACACUGCAGCCUCCUCCUGGGGAGAGCGCUGCCGCUGCUGCUGCUGCUGAGCCAGCUGAAGAUUCCUUGUUGGACCUGGAUCCGCUGUCCUCCUCGGGUCCCUCAGGGCAAUCAGCUGCCCCCACGUCUUGGGGAGAUCUUCUUGGAUCAGAAAUGGGCGAUUCCUUGCUAUCUGAACCCACCCUCACGGCAGAGCCCGCCCCCUCCUCUGCAGCAGCAACGCCCACUCCUGCAGCCGCAGAACCUGGAGUCUCUCUAGCUCCUCCCACUAGCACAGCAGCCGCCACCUCCCCUGGCGCCGCCAAUAUGGAUCUGUUGGGAGAUGCCUUUGCAACAUCUGCUCCUUCCACUGAGGCCUCUGUAGCAGCCACUGAAGGUGGGGCCGCUGCCACGUCCGCCCCUGCCGCCAACGCUGGAGCUGAGUCCACAGGAGGAGAUGCCACAGCUGCUGCUGCUCCUGCUGCCCCCGGUGCUGAGCUCAUGUCAGUAUUUGAUGGACUAGGCGAUGUAAUGAAGCCCACUUUGACCCCUCAGGCGGGGGAUGUUGACACCUCCAUGGCUAACAUGGCAAGUAAUCUCACAAUGGGAACCCCAGCGGCACCUCAGGUAGCUCCCCCCUGUUGGGGUGCUCCCAUGCCUGGGGCACCAGGAGCUCCCAUGAUGCCCAUGGUGAGGCCAGGCUUCCCUGCCACUGGAACAACCCCCGGAACACCGAUGUCUCCUGGAGCAGCCCAGAGCCCCAGAAAGCCUGCACCACCGAGGAACGCUCUGGAUGACCUCAACAUUAAGGACUUCAUGUAGACUGGCUGACCUGUAAAAACCCCCAAGGUUUGUCAGUGUGUCUGGAGCUCUGUGGAUGUGGAUGUCUGCACUUCCCCCACCGCCAUCCCCUCAGUCAUGCCCCAGCCCCUUCAGCCAACCAGCCAUUACAUCCACGAUCUUUGCCCUCUGACCUCCUACCAGCCGCCACCCCUAAAAAAGCCCUGUCCUCCUUAUCUAAUGUUGUAGCACAACUGUGAAUGUGAACCCUAGAUACAGAAAAACAAAACUCAGUUUAUGUGUGUGUGGGUGUGUGUGUAAUUCAGUGUUAUCCUUUACUUAAUAUACUAUGGAAAAUGAACAAAAAAAUAAAUAAAUGUGUAUUCAGAUUCAUUCUGGAUUUCCACGUAUCAGCUGACUUGGAAUGGUGGAUAAACGUUGGUUUCUUGACGCAUCUCCCAGACGAGGAUUGUGUUGUUAAAUGUGGAUUGUGUUCGGUGUGUGUAACUUCACUGGCCAACCCCCACCCCCACCCCUCUGCCCCUGUUGUCCAAACUAAUACUGAGCUAUGUUUAUGUCAUUAAAAAAAACUUGGUUGUACCUAUAUCUGCUUGGCCAUCCAUCCUCCCACCUGUCUACUUUCAAAUUUUUGGAGAACAAAUGCACCUGGUAACAACUUGCACUGCAAAUCUGGACUUAUCAUCAAACAUUAAAUUGUGUUCAGUUAAAUUUUUUUUUUUUUUAGGGAUUGUAUAAAACAUGCUAAAAUGUGUGAACUGUGUUCAAAUUGACAUAUGCAUUUUAGACUAUUUUAAAUAAUGGAUUAUAAAUAUUUUCUUUAAUCUUUAUUUUGAGGAAAAAAAUGUAUCAUAUAUUUUUAGUUAUGUCAAAUUGUAUGGUUAAAAAUAAGGAAAGUAGACAAAAAAAAAUUCCCCGCCUUCUUUGUACAUAUCCCUCAAUCUGAAAUCAGAGGCAGUAUUGAAUGGAAACUUUGCCCCGAGUGUUUGCUGUUGGGCCCUCAGCUGGUGUGAAGUGAUACUGCAUCGUAGCAUGCGACACAUGUCAAUCUGGGAAUACUUCUUUCCUUGUCUCGGUCUCCACACAAGAUGACUUAAUGUUAGGGUGGAAAUCAAAGAGACAAGGAAGCAUUUGUGUAUGUGGUUGGGAUGUGGCCUCAGUCCUCUUUGAGUGACGCAGCAGCGGUCGGUACAUUUGUUCAUGUACUGCCACUGGAAGUCCUGAGGACUCUCACUGUAAAGCACUCAAGUAUACGCUGGAUGUUCUGUGUGUUGUUUAUUUCCAAAAGUGACUGUAUCUUAAUCCAUUAUGGCAUUAACAAAGUGUUGAAAGAAAAAUAAAGACGACACAUAAAAAACAACAAUAAUGUGGAUAAAUAAUGUUUGCUAAGUAUUCAAAUGAAGGCUGUGUUGUUGUUUUUUUUUUUUUGGGGGGGGGGGUUAUUAUGGAUGGUAUUGUUCUUUCUUCCUCACCCCCACCUGCAUGUGAGUCCAAAUGAGAUGCAAUAAAAGACAAAUACACUGAUACAAACUA
Molecule: messenger RNA, 4061 nt
Organism: Perca fluviatilis (European perch)
Lineage: Eukaryota; Metazoa; Chordata; Actinopteri; Perciformes; Percidae
Gene: snap91b
Product: synaptosome associated protein 91b
Exons: 23
Coding region: 789-2552 (587 amino acids)
Biological process (GO): clathrin coat assembly; clathrin-dependent endocytosis; synaptic vesicle budding from presynaptic endocytic zone membrane
Cellular component (GO): extrinsic component of presynaptic endocytic zone membrane; clathrin-coated pit; synaptic vesicle
Molecular function (GO): 1-phosphatidylinositol binding; clathrin heavy chain binding; phosphatidylinositol-4,5-bisphosphate binding
Source: RefSeq, a predicted model, not a curated record